CGCAAGGGGGGGCGGGUCGGAAGCAGCUCGCUGGUUGUGUGUGCAGAGCAACUCGAGAGCAGUCAGUCACCUCCUCUGUGUAUGUGUGUGUAUAUGAAUGUGUGUGAGCGAACGAGCGAGCGAGAGAGAGAGAGAGAGAGAGAGAGAGAGAGAAGGGGGGGAGUGUAUAUGUGUGGCUGACCUCGCACUGAAUGGACUGGGAUUCUCAGCCACGUAAAGUAGUUAGUGCACCGCGGGAGAUGAUGCCUUGCUGAAAUAAGGGAUAGGCCUGGGAAAGUCGGCCAUCCCUUUUUCCUCUCCAGCAUCUCAAUCGUCGCUAGAUCCUGACCAUUCCGCAAGAGAUUUCGGAAUUAAUAAUAAAACAAAAAAAAAAAAAUCCGCCGCAGAAGGACAUCGACUCCCGAAGAGACACAGAGAAAGAGAGACAGAGACAGACAGAGAGAGAGAAUUUGCACAUAAAGGGCUUUGCGCUCCGCUCGCUUCCUUUAGCGUGUGCAGCAGAUGGCGAGCAGAGCUGCGUGGAAAUGAGCAGUGCAAGAAGGAGGCCGCUGAAUGGAAACGGAGCCCUUUCUCAGGAAAGCCGACACCACUGACCGGUUAGCACGUUAGCCGAGGCAUUUCUGCUAGCCAGCACUUGGGGCAUUUAACAGUGCUCUUUCUGAAUUUGGGGAAAUUCAGCAGCACCUCCAUCUUUUCUUCUAUUUUUUUCCUCCAUCUUUGCACUUGUGUGAAAAAGGCUCCUGCAGCUAAACCCACACAAUUCAUCCAGAAGUCUGUAUCAGAGCUCAGGCGUAGAAGUAAUCGCAGAGAACAGGGUAACUUUUUUUUUUUUGCAUCCGGAAUAUUAUAUUAAUAUUCGCAGAGCAAGAGCAAGCUUAUUGCAGCACAGGGUUUGAUUGCACGAUUGUCAGACCUGACUGAGACUGUGCAGCUGCUCACCGACUGCACGCGCUUCGGAUGUGUUGUGCGGUGAUUAGUGUAUAGCAGGGAAUAGCAAGUGAGUCAGAUCAAAGGUUUUUUUUUCUUUUUCUUUCUUUCUUUUUUUUUUUUUUUUUUUUUGAAAUGUGUUUCCUCUAGGCAUUCUUGUCCAGAUUUACUCAUCCGAGCCUGACCUCAAACCUCAAGCCUCGCACCUUGCUUUAGGAGAAACCUCAUCUAACACUCAUGAACAUACAGCGCUCAAAUCCCAUUAACAUUAACAUCAACAUCGCACGGUAUGGGAGAGCGAGGCACAAAGCGCACGAAUUGGAGGAGCUGUCUUGUCUACAACAGAGGACCCCGGAGCCGAAUCAGAGCUUUAGUCCUAAUCUAGGCUCCCCGAGUCCUCCGGAGAGCCCGGACUCCACUCACCGAGUGUCCUGUAUCGGGAAUUACCUCUUACUGGAGCCGCUGGAGGGAGACCGCGUGUUCCGGGCCGUGCACUUACACAGCGGGGAAGAGCUCGUGUGCAAGGUGUUCGAUAUCAGCCGAUAUCAAGAAUCAUUAGCUGCCUACUUUGUACUGGGUGCUCAUCAGAACAUCAACCAAAUAGUGGAGAUUCUCCUUGGAGACACGCGGGCGUACGUGUUCUUCGAGAGGAGCCAUGGAGACAUGCACUCGUUUGUCCGCACUUGCAAGAAGUUGCGGGAGGAAGAGGCUGCCAGACUCUUCUAUCAGAUAGUGUCCGCUGUGGCACACUGCCACGACAACGGCCUGGUUCUCAGAGACCUCAAGCUGAGGAAGUUCGUCUUUAAGAAUGAGGAAAGGAGCCUUGUUAAGUUGGAGAGUUUAGAAGAUACAUACCUCCUGAAGGGAAGCGAUGACUCUCUCUCAGACAAACAUGGCUGUCCGGCUUACGUAAGCCCGGAGAUCCUCAACGCCAGUGGCAGCUACUCGGGCAAAGCGGCAGACGUGUGGAGUCUGGGUGUCAUGCUGUACACCAUCCUUGUUGGCCGCUACCCUUUCCAUGAUGUGGAACCUGGAUCACUCUUCAGCAAGAUCCGCCGUGGCCACUUCAGCAUCCCCGAGACGCUGACGCCCAAGGCACGCUGCUUGAUCCGCAGCAUCUUGCGGCGAGAGCCAGCCGAACGGCUGACAUCACGUGAAAUCCUGGAGCAUCCCUGGUUUCUGGCAGCAACUGGCCAGGCUGGCACUGCCUAUGCCAGAGGAGAACGUGAAGCAGACCAGAUGGUGCCCGAGGCCAACAUGGAGGAAGAGCUGGAGCAGUUCCUCAGCUGAGCAGCACAAAAAAAAAAAAAAAAAAAAAAAAAAAAGACAUUUUGCCACGUGUUUUAGAUGACAGAAUGCACUCAUACACCGGUGUUUAUCUUUAUCUCCCAUUCCAUGGAGAAAACCUGGGAAGGUCUGGCUUGAUGGUGUGGAACACCUUCAGCAAGAGCUUCUGGGCAAAUGCAAAUGUUAAUGUUCAGUAAUGUAGCAAGACUUAUAACUAUCUUUAGGUUGAGUUUUCUUUUUUAUUUUCAGUGGUGCUCAUGGGGUGUACAAGUCAUAUUAAGCUACAAAAAAACAUGACGGCACAGGAGACCUCAGCCAAGGAGAACAACACCAACAUCAAGCAAACUGCAACCACUCCUGUUCUGAUUUAUCAAAGUAGACAACAUUGUCUACACCUAUUGAACUUUAAAAGCAUUUUGUUGGCUUUCGUUGGCUGCAUUUGCAUAUUUAUUCAUUAUGUUUUUUUUAAAAGUAUAUUACUUACACCAUUCUGCUCUUUCAUAGCCUUAUAGGCCAAUACUAUAAAACGUAUGUGGCGGCUAUCAGUAGAAUUACAAUAUAAGUUUGUAAAUUCUCCUUUUCAGGCUUGAUCCCCUUCCAACUGUGUAUUUGCGUUUCUCUCAUUUGUGUAAGACUGCAUUAACUCAGCUUUUUUGUGUUGCAUUAAGCUAUUCCUUCUAAAUUGUUAUUGCUGCUUAUUUCUCCUCUAGCCUGAACUGAACCUCUUGGAGCCUUGAGACGUGAGGGGCGCUUGGUCUGCCUAGGCCAAGUGAAUGGUCCAUUCCAUCUCUGUAGACUAGCAUCUAUUUAAUUUUAAUUUCAUUCUUCUGCUGAAAUGAAAGAGUUUUUAAUUUAAAGUAACAACUACUAUAUUUAAAUAUAUUUGCAGGAUUUUCUUUAUACCGUAGUUUCUGUUUCCACAAAUAUUGUAGGCAAUACUCUUGACACAGGACAGUUUUGAUGAUGGCAUUAAAGACUGUCCCAAGGUUUAGAAUAAACCAUCUAACUCAAGUGCCAGUAUUUGUGCCCCACACCACCAAUGCCGAUAACAUCCCUUCUCUUUUUACUUUUCAUUUAGCUUUUAACACCUUGUUAAAUGAUGUUACUACGACUACACUGUCUCCAGUACCUCAUGUUACUUUUCUACUGCCUGCCUAGGUUCUGUGAAAUGAUCAUGUUCUAAAUAGGUACAUGUGGACAUGUUUUGUGGUAUAUCAAUGUUACUUCAAAUUGUGAUCUCUAGUUAAUGGCAUGUACCCUUUUGAAUGCUAUAGCCUAGCAGGAGGGCUGGGGAAGUUGUUUUUCCCUUUCGUUUCGUAAAGUAAAUCUUUGCAAAUUCUAUUUUUUAACUGCUAGGAGUUUCAGUUGCCUCUGUAAAAGCAUUAGGUUUAUAAGUAUUUUAUUUUAUUUUUUUUUUUUUUUUUUUUUUUUUUUUUAAAUAUGCUUUCAGGUAGAAUGAAUUGCCCACAUUAGUUGGUGCUGAGUGAAGGACUUUUUUUUUUUUUUUUUUUUUUCUUUUCUUUUGAAGGGGUGGGGGGCAUGCAUGGUGGGAUAUCUGCCUCAGAUGCUCUGAUUGUAAUGUAACUGAUUUUGGUGUUUUGUCCAAAUUUAUUCAGUAAAUAAAAUGUGACCUGCACACUGAAAA
Messenger RNA from Pangasianodon hypophthalmus (striped catfish), 3859 nucleotides. RefSeq names its product tribbles pseudokinase 2 (gene trib2). The record is from RefSeq and is a predicted model, not a curated record. Gene Ontology annotation, molecular function: protein kinase activity; mitogen-activated protein kinase kinase binding; ATP binding. Gene Ontology annotation, cellular component: nucleus. The transcript is spliced from 3 exons. Gene Ontology annotation, biological process: protein phosphorylation; positive regulation of proteasomal ubiquitin-dependent protein catabolic process; regulation of MAP kinase activity. NCBI's taxonomy places the organism in Eukaryota, Metazoa, Chordata, Actinopteri, Siluriformes, Pangasiidae. The coding region runs from base 1165 to 2217 and encodes 350 amino acids.